Molecule: messenger RNA, 2379 nt
Organism: Epithele typhae
Lineage: Eukaryota; Fungi; Basidiomycota; Agaricomycetes; Polyporales; Epitheliaceae
Product: EF-hand
Exons: 8
Coding region: 1-2379 (792 amino acids)
Biological process (GO): endocytosis; endosomal transport
Cellular component (GO): plasma membrane; cytoplasm
Molecular function (GO): calcium ion binding; protein binding
Source: RefSeq, a predicted model, not a curated record
AUGAUUCUCCUACCCCCAGACGGCCCCUCACCCCAUCCUCACGCUCCCUCCUUCCUCACCCCACGCCCCGAACCCCCGCGGUUUGCCCCACCACCCGAGCAGCAUGCCCUCAUCUCCGCAGAGGACGACGUACAGCGCUUGUUCAACGUCUGCAGAGUCGGUCGGGGCAAUGCCGAGCUCCUCAACGAGGUCCUCGUCUAUGCCAAGCCACAGGAGCUCAAGAACGACAUCACAAAGGAGCUCCUAGAGCGCGCGCGUCAGUCGCACGAACUUAUCGCCUCGCAAAUACCCUGGGCUACUACCCAAGCUGAGAAGUCGCGGCAUUCCGCACGCACACUCGAAGAAACCACCGAGGAACAGCUGCUAGCUGCUCUACUCGGUGCCUAUGAGCAGCUUUCGGAAUGUCUUCGAAUGUAUGAGGACCUCGAGCGCAUCGCCAUUGAGCAGGAGGCGGAGGAGAGGCUAAAGACAGAACGUCUGAUCCAAGCCCUCACGGCUAUAUCUGAGUACCGACCCGUAGCCGAGGAAACACCUUUGAUUGACUGGGUGUUAGCACAAGGUGAUCCCGAACGUACUGGGAAGAUCAACCCACAAACCGCCACUCGAAUUUUCAGUGCUUCCAACCUCACCCCGGAUGCUCUUGCCAGGAUUUGGGAGAUAGCGAGUGUCGAUAGCAAAGACGGCCUCUUGGACAGGCAAGGUGUCGGAAUAGCACUCCGUUUGAUUGGGCAUGCGCAGAAUGGGGCGGUUGUUAUGGAAAACUUGGUCAAAUUAUCCGGUCCACUUGCUGUGCUUGAGAACAUCUCCCCGAUCGCCAUUGAGUCCGUCGCCGGACCCUCUACGGGCGUGGCGACCCAUGUUCUUCCGCCCCUGACUUUGCAUGACCAAAAUAAGUUCAAGAAGAUCUUCAAGGCUUCUGGUGCAGAGAACGGCUUCCUAGGAGGAAACAAAGCAAAGGACGUGUUCAUGAAGUCCAAGCUUCCCUGGAAUGCUUUGUCGGAUAUCUGGAUGCUCGCUGACUCGCGUCGUCGGGGUUUUCUUGAUGUCUCGGACUUCAUCGUUGCUAUGUAUCUAAUCCAGGCCCUCAUGACUGGGAAGCUCACUUCGGUACCUACCUCUCUCCCUCAACACAUAUACGAAGAAGCUGGGCGGGGCUCCUCUAAUCUUCUCGACCUGAAUGGGCAAACAUCUAGCGCGCUACAACCAUCACAUUCGCCGUUCGCCACUCAACCUCCUCCCCAGCACCCCACAACACGAUCACCUCGACCGCCAAGUUUCACUUGGGACAUCUCCCCAGCUACUAAAAUCCAAGCUGACCAUACGUUUUCGACUCUGGAUCCUGGCAAGACGGGACGAGUCCUAGAAGAGACGGGAAGGGCAUAUAUGCAUCAAGCAGGCCUGUCUACAAGCGCAGUCGGUCGAGUCUGGGAUCUCGUCGAUGUUGGCAAGAAAGGAUUCCUCACUCCCCUGGAGUUUUCAGUAGCUAUGCACCUUGUCAAGAUGAGAAAAGAGGGCUAUCAUUUACCACCAUCAGUACCACUUGAGCUACUGCCGACCACCUCCGACGGCGCGUAUACGGGUCUCACUGCCAGACAGCCGUCUGAAACCGGAACUCGAAUGAUGGUUGCUCUAUACCCUCCGUCACCACACGGCGAGGGAACGCGCUCUGCCUCCACAUCACCUGGUCCCUCUCGCUUGAGGGCAUCGCGGAGUACACCUCAACUGCACAUGCUCGGACCGCCGCCCCCACCAACUUCGUGUCCACCACCUUUCCCAAUGUCCCCUCUCCCACAACCUUUCGAAUACGUUCCAGCACAACCCACAGGCAUCGAGCAACUGGAUAUCCGUCCGGAGGAGCGAGCACGAUACGACCGCUUCUUCGAGCAACUAGAUACCGCAAGGCAAGGGUAUCUGAAGUCCGACGUGGCGGUGCCAUUCUUUGCUCGAGCUAAGCUACCCAAUGCCGUCAUGGCCACUAUAUGGGAUCUGGCCGAUUCAGAGCAUGACGGGCGACUGACUCCUGAAGACUUCGCGGUUGCGAUGCACUUGAUCCGGCAGAAGCUGGCUGGGAAGGAGCUUCCGACAUCUGUCGUACAUACCCCUUCCGCUGGACCAUCAUCGCACCAACCGCAGCUACAGCGCCCACACAGGCAUUACAGUGAACCCUCAUUCGAAUCUGCUCCGUCUGGGGCGGCCACCCCAGAUGCGUCAUCUCCCCCUCUUUCUCUCCCCCAUCCUCCCCCUCCUGCCGUCGCUCCUGCUCCAUCCCAGCCCGAGACGGAUCCUACGACGGUUCGACUGCCAGAUGAUGUCCCGGAUGAUCUCAGAUCGGAUACGCCUCCCCCGCCGUAUGAGCUGUUACCUUCGGGUAUGACCUAG